AUGCGAAUUUCGAAUUUAUACGCAAAACAUUCAAGGCUUAAAGAACGCGUGGGACAUGCGUACUACAACUAUGGCAGGGGGUUGUUAUCGCAUAGCUUUGAGCUGUACAAUGAGCUUAACACAUUUUCUUCAACUGAAACUGCCAAAUCGCACUUUGCAUGCCUUAAAGUGUCUAAUGACGGUCAUGAACUGAACGAGGGGUUACCUUCAAACGGUUGUCUUAUACUUUCUCCUUCGCUCUUUUGGAAAAGCAAUGUGGGAUUAUUUUAUAAGGACCCUGAUGUCGUGAAAACGAUGCGCUCUUUUCUUUGCAGAUCAUCGUUUUGUGUAAGGGACCUCUUCUUAGGCAUGCCCUUGGAUGGAACAGGGAUAAAAAGCAGUUAUGAUCAAAAUGUACCGUUGUUUAAUCUUUAUUACGGCCUAACAUUGUUUGCGGCCAAAAUAGACAAUUCUACUGCAGAUUCGUUGAGAACGCAUCUUUUGCGGAAAUUUUCGUUUUUAAAUCUCUCUCCGCAUCAAGAUUCAUUUUUCAAGCAUGUUUUCUACAGGCCUCGAAAAUAUUUUGCCAGCUUCCUUCCGUUAAUUCUCUCGUAUGUUCUUCUCGUGUUUUACUUAUACUUUUCUGUCUCGAAAAUAAUUAUGGUGAAGAGCAAGUGGGGGCUAGCCCUGGCAGCAGUUGUUACAGUUGCUGCAACCUCAAUUAUGACUGCUGGCAUCUGUGUGCAGUUCAGUAUGUUGCCAACUCUUUGGGGUGCUGAGCUUUUUCCAUAUUUAGCUCUUGUUGUCGGUCUGGAAAAUACGCUCUGCUUGACAAGGUCUGUUGUUUAUACGCCACCUGCAAUGGAUGUUCGCUCCCGUAUUUCUCAUGGUCUUAGUCAGGAGGGUUAUUCAUUCACAAAAUAUUUUUUACUCGAAAUGGCUUUUCUUUUUGUUGGCUUUUUAACAUUCGUCUCAGAAAUCCAAGAGUUCUGCGUCUUUGCAUGGAUUGGGCUUGUUAUCGACUUCUAUAUGCAGCUAUUUUUUUAUGCCCCUUGCCUGACUCUUGACUUGUUGAGACUUGACCCAGAGGAAAAACAACGAUUUUCGUCAAUGCUCUUCUUUUCGGAUAUCCGACAGUAUAAAAAUUAUUCAAAUCCAAAGUAG
Messenger RNA from Enterobius vermicularis (human pinworm), 1143 nucleotides. The record is from the annotation of a GenBank genome assembly. Lineage: Eukaryota; Metazoa; Nematoda; Chromadorea; Rhabditida; Oxyuridae.